Molecule: messenger RNA, 509 nt
Organism: Leptopilina heterotoma
Lineage: Eukaryota; Metazoa; Arthropoda; Insecta; Hymenoptera; Figitidae
Exons: 2
Coding region: 1-360 (119 amino acids)
Biological process (GO): regulation of transcription by RNA polymerase II
Cellular component (GO): transcription regulator complex; nucleus
Source: RefSeq, a predicted model, not a curated record
AUGUCUGAUAAUUUGGAAUUAAAUGAAUUAUUAAUUCAAAAUGUUAGUAAAUGCCCUUUGAUUCAUACAAAAAAAUCAAAAUCAUUUAAAAAUAAUAAUAGAAAAAGAAAAGCUUGGGAGGAUAUAAGACAAUCGAUUUACGCAAAGUUAGGAAUUAAUAUGACUGUUACAGAAGUAAAAAAUACUUGGAAAAAACUUAGAGAUCAAUACCAAGCUGAACGUGCAAAAAAAAAUUUGUAUAUUGCUUCUGGGUCUGGGGCUCCAGAGGAAGACUUUGAAUUUCCCUAUUUCAAAACUAUGAAUUUCUUGGAGGACACCCCACGUCAUUCUAAGAACGUAUAUAGUCCUUCAAAAUUUUAAAUGCAAUUUUGGACAUAAAUUUUUUUUAGUAAUAACAGGCCUCGGAUCGACUUCAAGACGCAAAAAAGUGACUGAUCUCUAAAUUUUAAUUAGAAACUUUCAGAAAAAUAAUUUCUAAAAAUUACAACUAUAACCUUUACAAAAUUAAA